This is a messenger RNA of Fimicolochytrium jonesii, 861 nucleotides long. RefSeq lists its product as uncharacterized. The record is from RefSeq and is a predicted model, not a curated record. The coding region runs from base 1 to 861 and encodes 286 amino acids. Lineage: Eukaryota; Fungi; Chytridiomycota; Chytridiomycetes; Spizellomycetales; Powellomycetaceae. The transcript is spliced from 2 exons.
AUGGACUCAAGCGGAAGCACGCAACUGGCGAUACACACCUUCAACUCCGUGUCCAGUGAGGGCGGGCAAGCAUUUACCCUGCCAAGAGACAAGGUUAUUCAGCCGUAUGCGUGUCUACACCCAGAUCGUCAGCGGCAAAGAGAGCUCUCGAGAACUAACGGCAAGCGAGAUAGAGAGGACAUAAUCGAAAGAGACCCGAAGCGGGCUAGGAAGGGCGAAUCACCGCGGGUAGCACCUGGAGAUAAGCCGACGCAAAAGGCUGGAGGCCCGGUAGAUGUCACAGACGUCGAUCAAACGCCUGACUUUGGGCACGACUUGGCUCUGGACGUGGAUGUCGAGGUGAAGCGGGAGCGGGAGCAGGACGAGGAGGUUGGAGCUGGGGAAUGGGCAGAAGAUGGAUCGGCCGCUGGUGGGAAGGUCUCAUCCGUGUUGGGGAUAUCGACCGAACCCCCUGCCGCGCUAUCAGAUACAGUCGCACCCACAUUACUCGACAUCACCCACCAAUCCCACGCCUUCGAAAUCCCCACCAACAAACCCCCAUCACUUGGCCUCAACCCCCCAUCUCCCACUGUCUCCACGCCCCUCUCCCUCGCCACCCAACUUAACGCCACCCUCAAAUCCCGCAACGCUUAUCUCGAAUCCAAAUGCCUCCAACUCGGCGACCUCCUCAAAUCAUCCAAUAAGCUCAUCCGCGCCAUGAAGAGCGACAUCGAGGCCGCCAAAGCUGUUGUUGAGCAGGUGGUCAAGGCGAAGGAUGUGAUGGAGAAGGUCGUGUGUGAGUUGCCGGAUGUGGGGGGGUUGUUGGUGGAUGUGAAGGGGGAGGUGAAGGAGGAGGGGGUGGUGUUGGUUGAGGGGAUUUAG